This is a messenger RNA of Coregonus clupeaformis (lake whitefish), 2023 nucleotides long. RefSeq names its product ammonium transporter Rh type B. The coding region runs from base 416 to 1678 and encodes 420 amino acids. Gene Ontology annotation, biological process: ammonium homeostasis; ammonium transmembrane transport. The transcript is spliced from 10 exons. Lineage: Eukaryota; Metazoa; Chordata; Actinopteri; Salmoniformes; Salmonidae. Gene Ontology annotation, cellular component: plasma membrane. The record is from RefSeq and is a predicted model, not a curated record. Gene Ontology annotation, molecular function: ammonium channel activity.
UAUUUAGGACAAAAGCCGCAUUACAUAGGGUUUAUAAAUACGAACAGUUUUUGAUAAGAGUAGGCUACAUUAGGCACCUCCAGACUAUUUUCUACUGGGACUAGCAUAUCUUUUCACUUUCAAAUGCUGUUUAAAGUAAACUGAGAUUAUUUAUCUAAAAUGAAAACACCAUGUCUUCAAAACCGACCCAAUGUGUAACGUCUAUCUACUCUACAUGAAAAUCGAUACCAAAUAGGGAUGGCCCAAACACCUGCAACAGCGUCGACAUUUUGACUUGUAAACAUAAACAGAUAACACAGAUGGUAAAGUAGCUGCUCUUCUUCGCCCAACGGGACAUUCCGGUUUCGCGUAGAAGGGGUUGCGCACAGACAAUUCUGUUUUGGCACCAUUAGGUCAUUUUUGGUUAGAAGCGCCGAUGGCUCCCCAAAAUGCACCGAGUCUCCGCUCUCGUCUGCCGCCUCUGCUUUUUUUCCUGCAGACGGGAUUCAUCGUAGUAUUUAUUUUUUAUGUUGAAAUUGAACAAAAUGUAGAAACGAAACAACAUGCAUUCACCAACUAUUACUCAGAAUUCCAGGAUGUUCAUGUGAUGGUGAUUCUGGGUUUUGGCUUUCUGGCCACAUUCCUGGUGCGGUACAGCUUCAGUGGUGCAGGAUUUACCCUCCUAGUGGCAGCCAUGGCUGUCCAGUGGGCAGUUAUCCUGAACGGCGUUGAGUCUUUGUAUCACAGAGGAAAGAUCUGGAUAAAUAUGAGAAGCUUGGUUGUUGCAGAGAUGUGCACAGCUUCCUCCCUCAUUGCCAUAGGUGCUAUCCUUGGGAAGACCAAUCCUGUCCAUCUCCUUCUUAUUGCCCUGCUGGAGGUCUCAGGGUUUGUGCUGAAUGGCUGGCUACUCCAGACAUUCCUAAAGGUGCAGUUUCUGAAUACCAUCAUGCUGCUCCACAUUUUUGGGACCUUCUUUGGACUGAUGUUGUCAUGGGUCCUGUACCAACCGGGAUCCGAGCAACAGCAUGAGAAAGAGAAAAUUGACCGCAAGACCGGUCUGUUCUCUGUAAUGGGGACUCUGUUCCUGUGGAUGUUCUGGCCCAGUUUUAACUCUGUGCUGGUAGAGGUGGAUCAUCCUGACAGGGGGAGGAACCUGAGAGCUGUCUACAGCACCUACCUGGCCCUAGCAGUCAGUGCCGUCACAGCUGCUGGUUUCUCUGUCCUCACCAGUCCCCAAGGGAAACUCAACCUGUUUCAUAUUCAGAGAUGUACUCUUGCUGGUGGUGUUGCUAUUGGAGUUGCUAUGUCAGCCGUUAAUUUGCCGUGGGUAGCUAUGGCGGUUGGAUUUGCUGCUGCACUGAUAUCAACCUUGGGAUCCCGAUACAUUAAGCCCCUCAUGCUGUUUGCGUUUGAGUGCCAUGACACCUGCGGAGUCCUUAGUGUCCAUGGUCUGCCUGGUAUCCUGGGGUGGAUGGUUCAACUUCUCCUACAGAUUGCCGACUCUGAUGAUCUCACAACGGCCGUCCGAUUUGCUGUGUUCCACAUUUGCACGCUCCUCAUCACCCUGAGUCUGAGCAUGAUUCUGGGACUCAUCACAGGUUUCCUUCUGAAAUGUAAUUUCUGGAGGCCACCCCAGAAAAAGAAAUGCUUUGAUGACCAGGCCUACUGGGAGUUUCCCCACCUAGUGGUGAAACAGUGAGAGGUUGGAAGAGAAAAAUAAAGAAGUAUUGUGUCAGGAGAGCAAUGCACAAUUCAACCAUACAAUAUUCCAAUGCAUCUUCAACUUAUUUAAUUUUUCAAAUGUUUAGUAUGUGAAAACUGCACUGUAAUAUGCGAUUGUGAUUGCUUUGUGUUAGUCAAACUUCAAAUAUUAGCCAAGAGAACAGAGAAACUGGCCUGUGAGAGAUGUGAAUAAUGACUCGUCAUCUCACGCGUGUUGUACAUUUUCUGUUUAAUGCUGCCAUGGUUGUUCAGGAUCAGAAAAGUGACCUCAUGGUUAGGUUAUUAUACAAGUACUGUAAAAUGCAUAAGCAUUACAGUCAAA